AUGUACGUCUACAAGAGAGACGGACACAAGGAGCCCGUGCGCUUCGACAAGAUCACCGCCAGGGUCCAGAGGUUGUGCUACGGCUUGGACACCGAACACGUUGAUGCUGUUGCCAUCACCCAGAGAGUCAUUUCUGGUGUGUACCAGGGUGUCAACACCAUCGAGUUGGACAACUUGGCUGCCGAGACCGCCGCCUACAUGACCACCAUCCACCCGGACUACGCGAUUUUGGCCGCCAGAAUCGCCGUCCUGAACUUGCACAAGCAGACCACCAAGCAGUUCUCCCAGGUGGCCAAGAUCUUGUGGGAAUACGUUAACCCCAAGACUGACUUGCACUCGCCCAUGAUCUCCAAGGAGACCUACGACAUCAUCUGUGAGAACGAGAACGAGUUGAACUCCGCCAUUGUUUACGACAGAGACUUCAACUACAACUACUUUGGUUUCAAGACCUUGGAGCGUUCUUACUUGCUCAGAGUCAACGGCAAGGUGGCCGAGAGACCACAGCACUUGCUCAUGAGAGUUGCCAUUGGUAUUCACGGUAGAGACAUUGAGCGCGUCAUUGAGACCUACAACAUGAUGUCCCAGAGAUACUUCACUCACGGCUCUCCAACCUUGUUCAACGCUGGUACCCCUAGCCCACAGAUGUCGUCUUGUUUCCUUGUCGCCAUGAAGGAGGACUCCAUCGACGGUAUCUACGAUACUUUGAAGACCUGUGCCUUGAUCUCCAAGAGUGCCGGUGGUAUCGGUUUGCAUAUCCACAACAUUAGAGGUACUGGUGCCUACAUUGCUGGUACCAACGGUACCUCCAACGGUAUCAUCCCCAUGGUCCGUGUGUUUAACAACACUGCCCGUUACGUCGACCAGGGUGGUAACAAGAGACCAGGUGCUUUUGCUCUUUACUUGGAGCCAUGGCACUCGGACAUCUUUGACUUCAUUGACAUCAGAAAGAACCACGGUAAGGAAGAGAUCAGAGCUAGAGACUUGUUCCCUGCCCUUUGGAUUCCAGACUUGUUCAUGAAGAGAGUCGAGCUGAACGGCGACUGGACCUUGUUCUCCCCUAACGAGGCCCCAGGCUUGGCAGACUGCUACGGUGACGAGUUCGUCGAGUUGUACGAGAGAUACGAGAGAGAGGGUCGUGGUAGAUCCACCAUCAAGGCCCAGAAGCUUUGGUACUCUAUCUUGGAGGCUCAGACUGAGACUGGUACUCCAUUCAUGUUGUACAAGGAUUCCUGUAACGAGAAGACCAACCAGAAGAACUUGGGUAUCAUCAAGUCCUCUAACUUGUGUUGCGAGAUUGUCGAGUACUCCUCUCCUGAGGAGGUUGCCGUGUGUAACUUGGCCUCGAUUGCCUUGCCAUCUUUCGUCUCUAAGGACGCCAACUCUUGCUGGUACGACUUUGACAAGUUGCACGAGGUUACCAAGGUUGUGACCAGAAACUUGAACAGAAUCAUUGACCGUAACUACUACCCUGUUGAGGAGGCCAGAAGAUCCAACUUCAAGAACAGACCUAUUGCUCUUGGUGUGCAGGGUCUUGCCGACUCCUUCAUGGCCUUGAGAUUGCCAUUCGACUCUCAGGAGGCCAAGGAGUUGAACAUCCAGAUCUUCGAGACCAUCUACCACGCUGCCGUCGAGGCCUCGAUCGAGUUGGCUGCUGAGGAGGGUCCUUACGAGACAUACGAGGGCUCGCCAGCAUCUAAGGGCUUGUUGCAGUACGACUUGUGGAACAAGAAGCCUACUGAGUUGUGGGACUGGGACACCUUGAAGCAGAAGAUGGCCAAGCACGGUCUUAGAAACUCGUUGCUUGUUGCUCCUAUGCCAACCGCUUCCACGUCGCAAAUCUUGGGUAACAACGAGUGCUUCGAGCCAUACACAUCUAAUAUCUACUCGAGAAGAGUUCUUGCUGGUGAGUUCCAGAUUGUCAACCCACACAUGUUGAAGGACUUGGUUGACUUGGGUAUUUGGAACGACUCCAUGAAGAGUAACAUUAUUGCCAACAACGGUUCCAUCCAGUCAUUGCCUAAUGUGCCAGACGAGAUCAAGGCAUUGUACAAGACCGUGUGGGAGAUCUCGCAGAAGCACAUCAUUGACAUGGCUGCCGACAGAUCUGCCUUCAUUGACCAGUCGCAGUCGUUGAACAUCCACAUCAAGGACCCCACAAUGGGUAAGUUGACGUCGAUGCACUUCUACGGUUGGAAGAAGGGUUUGAAGACGGGUAUGUACUACUUGAGAACGCAGGCUGCCGCUGCUGCCAUCCAGUUCACCAUCGACAAGAACUCUGUCGGUGAGGCCGGUAAGACUGUUGCUUCGUUGGAGAAGUUGAACCAGAGAAAGUACCUUCCGAAGAGACUUAUGGGCGAGUCUUCUACGCCUUCGCCUAAUGUGACGAGCGUCAGCGAGGAAAAUGCGCGUGCCGUGUCUACGGAGCCAUCUCUGUUGGAGAACCUGGUUGCGGAAUUGAAGAUUGAAGACAAGGCCGGAAACGAGGCCGACAAUUCCGAGGGACAAGAUCCCGAGGGAAAGAAGUCCGAGGAGGGGGAGAGCGACAUCUACAGCUCGCAGGUUAUUGCGUGCGCGAUCGAUAACCCGGAAUCGUGCACUAUGUGCUCUGGAUGA
Molecule: messenger RNA, 2613 nt
Organism: Candidozyma duobushaemuli
Lineage: Eukaryota; Fungi; Ascomycota; Pichiomycetes; Serinales; Metschnikowiaceae
Gene: RNR1
Product: ribonucleotide-diphosphate reductase subunit
Exons: 1
Coding region: 1-2613 (870 amino acids)
Biological process (GO): DNA replication; deoxyribonucleotide biosynthetic process
Cellular component (GO): ribonucleoside-diphosphate reductase complex
Molecular function (GO): ribonucleoside-diphosphate reductase activity, thioredoxin disulfide as acceptor; ATP binding
Source: RefSeq, a predicted model, not a curated record